Molecule: messenger RNA, 1001 nt
Organism: Xiphias gladius (swordfish)
Lineage: Eukaryota; Metazoa; Chordata; Actinopteri; Istiophoriformes; Xiphiidae
Product: dehydrogenase/reductase SDR family member 11-like
Exons: 7
Coding region: 67-834 (255 amino acids)
Source: RefSeq, a predicted model, not a curated record
CAGAGCGCCGACCAUAAAAACCCCGGGAUUUGGCCGCGCCGCCAGACACCCUGGUGCCCGGAAGCGAUGGAGCGCUGGAGGGGCAGAGUGGCGCUGGUGACCGGCGCGUCCGUCGGGAUCGGCGCCGCUGUAGCCAGGGAGCUGGUCCGGAGCGGCAUGAAGGUGGUGGGCUGUGCCAGGGACGUCGAGAAAAUACAGAAACUUUCAGAUGAGUGUCAAACUGCAGGCCACAGUGGUGUUCUGGUGCCUUACAAGUGUGACUUGAACAACGAGGAGGAGAUUCUGUCCAUGUUCUCUUUUAUCAAAGCGCGGCACAAAGGUGUGGACGUUUGCAUCAACAACGCUGGCCUGGCUCAUCCGGAGUCACUGUUAAAUGGCAAAACCAGUGGCUGGAAGAACAUGCUGGAUGUGAACGUUCUUGCAUUGUCUAUAUGCACACGUGAAACGUAUCAGUCAAUGAAAGAAAGAAAUGUUGACGAUGGGCACAUCAUAAACAUAAACAGCAUGUGCGGACAUCGUGUUGUUAUGCAUGCUGAUGUGCAUUUCUACGCCGCCACCAAGUACGCUAUGACAGCCUUGACUGAGGGCCUGCGACAGGAGCUGCGUGAGGCCAACACCCACAUCAGAGCCACAUGUAUUUCUCCUGGUGUAGUGGAGACUGAGUUUGCUCGGCGACUCUACAGAGACUAUCCUGAUAAAGCCGCUGCUUCCGACCCUAUAUUUAAGCCUUUGAAGGCAAUAGAUGUGGCAAAUGCUGUUACAUACGUCAUAAGUGCCCCUCCCCAUGUGCAGAUUGGAGACAUUCAGAUGAGACCUGUGGAGCAGGUGUCGUAGGGUUGCACCAUAUGAUGGCUGAUUUGGUGUACUGACGGACUCUCUGUUGACUGGUUUAUGACAUCCGUGAAACUAAUUACUUUAUCGGAUUGUGGAAUAACUUUACUUUUAAAGUUAAUGCUGUAACUCUGCACUUACGGAAUAAAAUGUCUGAGUUGAAGAUGAAA